Pezoporus flaviventris is the source of this 1651-nucleotide messenger RNA. Its product is annotated as protein FAM13A-like. The record is from RefSeq and is a predicted model, not a curated record. Gene Ontology annotation, cellular component: cytoplasm. Gene Ontology annotation, biological process: regulation of GTPase activity; signal transduction. Bases 506 to 1504 code for a protein of 332 amino acids. Lineage: Eukaryota; Metazoa; Chordata; Aves; Psittaciformes; Psittacidae. The transcript has 7 exons.
UGGGUCUAAGGGUUUCAGUGCAUGUUUGUGUGUGUUUGCCAUGGCAGCACUGCUGGACGUAGCUUCCUCAAACUCUGGCUUGGGCCUUUACUUAAGGGGUAAGCUUUUUAAGCUGAAAAAUAGCUUUUUUAUAGUGGUUCAGCUACAAAUUGAUAAGAAAGUCUUUCCUUUUUCCUUCGGAAAACAUAGUAACAAAAACAUUAAAGGGCCUAGUUUAGAAUGUGUUGGGAUAAAGCUACAAUAUAUUAAAAUCCCCCCUUAAAAUGAUACGCAGGUACAGCUUUAAUAUUCCUGACACAGAACUGGUAAAUCCGGAUGUUCCCAGUUUGGACUUCUGUUCUCAUGGCAUGGUGGAAACAGGUCCUCUGCUUUGUGAUUGCAAGCAUAGCCUGCCUGGUAGGAAAAUGAGGGCAAAACGUAGCACAGUGAGUAAUGUCACCCCCUUGUAAGGCAAAGCAGAGGGGUAUAAGAGGAGGGAAAGACUAUAAGAGAGCAAGGGCUCCUCAUGGCCACACUGCAUUUCCUUCUUUCUUACGUGCAUCUCCCUGAGGCACCACCUGCAGGACUGAGGGGCUCAGCAGGCCUGGCCGUGGAAGCUUCUAGAACCAACCAGAACCUCCAUGCCCUGCUCAGGGCAGCCCCGCUUCCCUCACAGAGGCGCCUGAGCCCUGCUGCAGCCCCUAGUGCAGGCACCUGUGUGAUAGCAUGUGUACUGGGCAGCCUCUGUCUGAGCAAGAAAUCUUUAUCUUCUAUUCAAGUCAGGCACACAACAAGUAAAGUCUCACCAGAUCUCGGAGAAAGAAGCAUGUUUGGUGUUCCUCUGGAAACCCUCGUACAGGAUGCAACACAAUAUGGAGUUCCUUUUCUUGUGACACAGAUGGUGGAGUACCUAGAAGCAUUUGGCCUGGAGCGUGUCGGUAUAUUUCGAAUCAGUGGCUCAGUAAAUAAAAUCAAGGAAUUGAAGCAGAAAUACAAUCAAGGAGAAAACGUAGACCUUGUAACUGAUGGAGAUGUUGAUUCUGUUGCCAGUCUCCUGAAACUCUUUCUGAAAGAACUGCCAGUGGCUGUUUUUCCAGACAACAUCUGUUCUGGCUUGCUAAACACUUUCCAAGAGCACAAAAUCCACACAACAGAAUGCAUAGGGAACCUGAGGCAAUUGCUCAACUGCCUACCCAAAGCUCAUCAGAGCCUUCUUCAGUUCCUGUCUGCUUUCCUGUUAAAGGUAGCAACACACAGUGCAGUGAAUUUCAUGACUCUGGAAAACUUAGCCAUUGUGUUUGGACCCACUCUGUUCAAGAUCCCUGUCAGUCCCUUGGCUUCUGAAGAACAAAGACUUUACAAUGGCCUCCUGCUGUAUUUGCUUCAACACCAUGAGAUGCUUUUUGUUGACUGGAACUCUUGUUUCUCCCAGAGACAAGCAGAUGGCCUUCAGGAAAACAACACAAAAGAUGAAGAAAAAGACAGUCUCAUGUUAUUAAGAAAACAAGUAAAUUACUCAGCAUAAUCCAUAUUGCUCUACAUGACAACAGCUGUCUUCCCAAGACACAGCCAGGAAUUGUACAUAACUUGCAUGUCUUUCUUCUGUCUGGACUUAACAAGAGCCAGACUUUUUGGCUCCACUCAUCUAAAGACCCAAGAGAAAGAUAUAAUG